Molecule: messenger RNA, 1467 nt
Organism: Arabidopsis thaliana (thale cress)
Lineage: Eukaryota; Viridiplantae; Streptophyta; Magnoliopsida; Brassicales; Brassicaceae
Gene: TCP20
Product: TEOSINTE BRANCHED 1, cycloidea, PCF (TCP)-domain family protein 20
Exons: 2
Coding region: 192-1136 (314 amino acids)
Biological process (GO): regulation of DNA-templated transcription
Cellular component (GO): nucleus
Molecular function (GO): DNA-binding transcription factor activity
Source: RefSeq, marked reviewed
AAUUCUACAUCGGGAUCUUACUGGGUUUUUUUUUAAACAUUAAAUUCGUAAAUUCCCAAAGAAAAAAAAAAAAACUCGAUACCUUUUGUUUUACAAAGUCGUCACAAUUCUGAAACCCUUAAUUGAAUCCAAGAGAAUUUUUGAUUAAAUUAAGUCUCUGGACCCUGAAGUCCCCACACAAGCAAGCUUCGAUGGAUCCCAAGAACCUAAAUCGUCACCAAGUACCAAAUUUCUUGAACCCACCACCACCACCGCGAAAUCAGGGUUUGGUAGAUGAUGAUGCUGCUUCUGCUGUUGUUUCCGACGAGAAUCGCAAACCAACAACUGAGAUUAAAGAUUUCCAGAUCGUGGUCUCUGCUUCCGACAAAGAACCAAACAAGAAGAGUCAGAAUCAGAACCAGCUUGGUCCUAAGAGAAGCUCUAACAAAGACAGACACACUAAAGUCGAAGGUAGAGGUCGACGAAUUCGGAUGCCUGCUCUUUGUGCUGCUAGGAUUUUUCAAUUGACUAGAGAAUUGGGUCAUAAAUCUGAUGGUGAAACUAUCCAGUGGCUGCUUCAACAAGCUGAGCCAUCGAUUAUUGCAGCUACUGGUUCAGGAACUAUACCGGCCUCUGCUUUAGCUUCUUCAGCUGCAACCUCUAACCAUCAUCAAGGUGGGUCUCUUACUGCUGGUUUAAUGAUCAGUCAUGACUUAGAUGGUGGGUCUAGUAGUAGUGGUAGACCAUUAAAUUGGGGGAUUGGUGGCGGUGAAGGAGUUUCUAGGUCAAGUUUACCAACUGGGUUAUGGCCAAAUGUAGCUGGGUUUGGUUCUGGUGUGCCAACCACUGGUUUAAUGAGUGAAGGAGCUGGUUAUAGAAUUGGGUUUCCUGGUUUUGAUUUUCCUGGUGUUGGUCAUAUGAGUUUUGCAUCUAUUUUGGGUGGGAAUCAUAAUCAGAUGCCUGGACUUGAGUUAGGCUUGUCUCAAGAAGGGAAUGUUGGUGUUUUGAAUCCUCAGUCUUUUACUCAGAUUUAUCAACAGAUGGGUCAGGCUCAGGCUCAAGCUCAAGGUAGGGUUCUUCACCAUAUGCAUCAUAACCAUGAAGAACAUCAGCAAGAGAGUGGUGAGAAAGAUGAUUCUCAAGGCUCAGGUCGUUAAAAGGAUUGGGUUUUUUUUUGUAUCUUCUGGAUUUGAAAAAGCUUUUGGCUUUUGUUUUGUGAUAAUAUUGUUGUAAUUUGUACCACCAUGGAGAAGAAAAAGAAAAGGUUAUAUACUGAGUGAGAGUGAUAAUCUAUACUUAUUGAAACCUCUGCAAAAACACAAGGUGGAGUUUGUUGAAUACACACAGCCAGAGAUUUUUUUGUUUGGAGUCUUUAAGUUGCAGAGAGGCUUGUUUUUACUUGUUCUGAGUUUUGUUGCUUUUGAAUAUCAAGAAACCGGCUUUUUUCAGAUAGUACAACAAUGGUAAUGUAUACUUGUCUUCCAUCAC